This is a messenger RNA of Trypanosoma cruzi, 1140 nucleotides long. RefSeq lists its product as uncharacterized. The record is from RefSeq and is a predicted model, not a curated record. The transcript has a single exon. NCBI's taxonomy places the organism in Eukaryota, Euglenozoa, Kinetoplastea, Trypanosomatida, Trypanosomatidae. Bases 1 to 1140 code for a protein of 379 amino acids.
AUGGAGCAUCGUCCGCUCGAAAGACCCUUGCUUGUUGUACACGAUUGGGGAUGCAUUAUCGCCCACGAAUUCUUGCUCUCACGACCAUACUUUUUCUCACGAGUUGUGAUGCUGGACGUUGGCGGGGACAUCUCGGAUCCGCUGCUAACGAAGGGUGGCGAAUGCGACGAUGGCGUUGGGGGUCGCAUUUGGGCUCACUGGUGGAGAUGUGUACAUAUUUUCAUAUGCCAUGCAAUCGUCAUUGCUGCCUUUCUCAUAAUUCCCACAAGUGUUGGGAAGGGGAUUUUGCGUUUUAUUCUACAGAUUGCACGUUGGCCGUCUUACAAGUAUACACGUCACCUUUCUGCUUUGGGAAAUGACACGGACGGGGAGGAAGAAGUGCUUAUGGUGCCGAUUUGUGCGCAAAAGAGCACAGUUGAUGUUUCUCGAAAACCAACGCGAUUUCUUGAUGUUUUCAAUGCGCUCUUACGUUUUACUGUUUUUGGCGGUGACUCCGAACAAAAGCAAGAUGUAAGUACCCUGGCAGCAUCUUUCUAUCCAAGUCAAUUUUACUACGCAAAGAGCAGACGGUUGUACACACUCCCGCCACACCCCACUGCCAGCGGUAUUCACUACACCCAUUAUCGGUACCGAUCCGCAAGGACGCAAAAGACAAAUGGCUCAGCCAGCAAAAACACAUCCAAUUCUAUAACCACUCAGAAUGGAAUUCACCCACCCACGGCCCCGUCACACGAUGACGAGGCAUCACUGAAUUUCGUUGAGGUGGAUCCUUUGAAUGGAUGGAUUUAUCUCCGAUACUGGAUUUUUUGGAUUUCACGCUUGUUACCAAGCUCAAGACGUUUUUUUAUUCCCAUUAGCGUCCCUGUUUUAUUUCUUUACGGUACGGAGAAGCCAAUAAUGCUGCAUUCACACGAAUGGAUUAAAUACAUUGAGGCGAAGGGAGAAACUGAUGGUUCUGAAGUUGUGUCAGUGGCAGGCGGGCACUGGUUCUUUGCGGAAGAUAAGAACAAGGGACAAGUAACGAAAAGGAUUGCAGAGUUUUUGGAUGCAGACCAAUUUGAGACACAGAUUUCUCAAUCAUGGAAAGGCCAUCUUUAUGGUGAGGAGAGAGACAGCUACACAUCCUACGUCUCUGUAUAA